This is a messenger RNA of Necator americanus (New World hookworm), 912 nucleotides long. RefSeq lists its product as uncharacterized. The transcript is spliced from 4 exons. The record is from RefSeq and is a predicted model, not a curated record. Bases 1 to 912 code for a protein of 303 amino acids. NCBI's taxonomy places the organism in Eukaryota, Metazoa, Nematoda, Chromadorea, Rhabditida, Ancylostomatidae.
AUGGCAACAAAACUUGCUCUUCCUGGCAUGGGCCACGAAUUGUGCACUAUGUCCGGCAUUGGAGGACACAUUGAGAAAUUCAACAGCAAAAAUGUGCAGCUCAAAAUCCUGACAGCAUUCGGUGAUGAAGUGAACCUUCAGAUUCAAACAAAACCAAUAAUUACAAAUGGCUUUCCAUCGGUUGAACUGACGAAGGAAGAUAAACAGUUCUUACAGUAUAAAGAUCUGUACAUUUGCAACCCAAAACUUUUAAUUCAAAACCAAGAAAUUCAAAAUCUGCAUAUUUUAGUAGGACUAGAUCACUACUACGAUUUUAUACUAAACAGUUGCCACGCUGUACAAUUACCGUCGAGAUUGCACUCUUCAAAAACCAUUUUCGGACCCGCAAUACAUGGGCGCGGGCGUGAUCCACAAUUUGCGCAUGAUCAAACAAGUAUGACGUACGGUCUAAUGUCAGUAAACGAAAGAUCAGAAGCAGAAAUUCUACACAAAAUGUUCGAACUUGAAGGAAAGUUUCACGGUCUACAAUUUGGAGUGCCUGAAAUGCCAUCACUUCCACCAGAUCGUGUGGUAAUUACGAAAGCAUUUCAAAAUGUCGGAUGCGAUCUUAUUGGACCAUUUGAAUCGAAAAUGGAUGAAGGAAUGUACAGGAAUUUGAAAUCCUCAAUUCCAGUUGUUGCUAUAGACAGAGAUCAUGAUAAAGACUUUGAUUCUAACCUAAUCCAAAGCGUGUCACAAGCAAAAGAAGCACUCGAAUUCUCGGAAAGGAUAUCCAACAGACAACCAAGACAUGGAAAGAAUAUGAACCUAAAAAUCCGGGAAAUUGUUCUUGUUGAACAGGAACAGCCAAACCAAGCAUCAAAGAAGCGUGCAUAUGAAGUUAUUCAACGGUUCGAACAAAGUCUGGAGUAG